AUGAAGUUGAUGUGCAAAUGCCACGGCGUUUCCGGCUCGUGUACGGUGAAGAUCUGCUGGCGACGAAUGGGUGAAUUUCAAAAGAUCGGAGAAAAACUUUAUGAAAAAUUCGACGGGGCGACGCGGGUAAAGUUUUCAGGCCAACGCCAUAAACUGAAGCCAGCAGUUAUCGGUCACAAAAAACCAACUAAGCGAGACUUGGUCUAUCUCGAGGAAUCACCCGAUUUCUGUCAGGCAAACUCUAAAUAUGGCAUCUUCGGAACCAAGAGCCGGGAAUGUAAGAAGAACAGUUACGGUACUGAAGGUUGUGCCAUUCUGUGUUGUGGAAGAGGAUAUACUACUGUAAUUCUGGAGAAAGUUCAAGACUGCAAUUGCAAAUUCAAGUGGUGCUGCGAGGUGCGAUGUGACAAAUGCAAAAUUCGUGUUGAAACACACUACUGCAAAUAG
This is a messenger RNA of Soboliphyme baturini, 447 nucleotides long. Lineage: Eukaryota; Metazoa; Nematoda; Enoplea; Dioctophymatida; Soboliphymatidae. The record is from the annotation of a GenBank genome assembly.